AUGAGCACAACCUCCACCAUUGUCUUUCAGCAGGACAUCGGCAUUCCGCAGGCUACCAUUGCCGCCGACCUCGCCGCCCGCUUCCCCUCGGUCAGCUGCCGCUUCGCCUGGGCAAACGACGACGACGCCGCUGCCGCUGCCGCCACCGCUGGUGACGGCGAUGAGGAGCAGAACGAUGCGCCUGUCCAUGCACUGGUUACGGUCACCCACCCGUUCACUGCAGAGAUCGCUGCGGCACAUCCUGAUCUGCUCGGCGUGGCCGUGGCCUUUACCGGCUAUGACGCUCACGACACCUCGCUUGGAGUGCCCGUCUUCAACGCUGCGGGCUACUCGACGCCGGCGGUGGCCGAGCUGGCGGUCGGCCUCACUCUCUCGGCCCUGCGUGGGCUCGCGAUCUUUGCCCAUGCCACAGAGUGGACGGCGCUGGCGCCAGGGCGCGAGCUCGGAUCAUGCACCGUCGGCAUUGUUGGGACUGGCGCCAUCGGUUGCGCCGCCGCCCGGCUCUACGCCGCCUUUGGCUGCAAGGUCAAGGGCUGGUCGCGCUCCGAGUCGGCUGCCUUUACAGACGGUGUUGGCGGCGAGUACGUCCACGAUCUCGCAGAGCUGGUCGCUACCUGCGACAUUGUCUCGCUCCACGUCCCGCUCAACGAUGCCACGCGGCACCUGAUUGGCACUGAUGUGGUUGCCGCCCUUCGCCCGGGCGCGGUGCUUGUCAACACUGCCCGCGGCGGCGUGGUCGACACUGCUGCAGUUCUCGCCGAGAUGCGGGCGCGGAGAGCGUCGUCGGGCACCUCGUUUGUCUACGCCACAGAUGUGUUUGAGGACGAGCCGCUGCCGGCCGACUCGCCGUUCUUCAACGCGGCGUCGGACCUCGCGCCGUUCCUUGUCCUCUCGCACCACGUGGCGUACAAGACUGCCGGCGCUCUCGCGCGGCGGUGGGAAAUCACGCUCGACAACCUUGACGCCAUCCUCAACCGCGGCGGUGUCGGCGAGAACAGGGUCAACUAA
Thecamonas trahens ATCC 50062 is the source of this 1008-nucleotide messenger RNA. RefSeq names its product D-isomer specific 2-hydroxyacid dehydrogenase. The transcript has a single exon. The record is from RefSeq and is a predicted model, not a curated record. Gene Ontology annotation, cellular component: cytosol. The coding region runs from base 1 to 1008 and encodes 335 amino acids. Gene Ontology annotation, molecular function: glyoxylate reductase (NADPH) activity; NAD binding; hydroxypyruvate reductase [NAD(P)H] activity. Lineage: Eukaryota; Apusomonadida; Apusomonadidae.